CUGCGUCAUUCACCGAGGCGCGCGUGAUGCCUACCAUCAAGCAAGCCGCUCCACCUCCACCUUGAGCAUUCAUCACAUGAGUCUCGCAACUCGUACACCCACUUCCAUGUACCUGGAGUAGUGCUCACCUCAUCGCCGCCAUGGCGGACGACUAUGCCAGUCCGAUCGCGAACCGCGACGAACCCAUUCCCGUGAUCCGCAUCUCUUCCAACGAAGACGACGGUUACGACUCCUCCGAUGCAGAAAGCGAGGUCACGACCCGCAGGCGCGACAGACUGCGGGAACGCGCGAGCCGGAGCACCAGUAGACUGCGUGAGAAAUUCGAGAGCGGCGAAGGGGGACGACAAAGUCUCCAAGAUCGGCUGUUUGCCAGCGUCCUCUCUCAGAUUAUCCCAUCGGAAGGGCCUCCUACAGACGUCGACGACGAUGAGGGCCAACUGCCUAAGAAAAAGGACCGACGGAGUAAGAAGUAUGUUGACAAGCCUGAGUUCGGCCCUCGUCUCAUGACCUACAACUUCCGCCGCUUCAAUGCUCGCAUCGGUGUCGUCUUCGUGUUUGAGAACAUGCUCAUCCGCCUUUUUACAUGGCGCCAACCUACUUCAACCCUCUCCUUCCUGGCCAUCUACUCCCUUAUAUGCCUCAAACCACAUCUGCUCCCUCUCAUACCACUCGGCGUCCUCUUAUUCUGGGUUAUGAUACCCUCCUUCCUCUCUCGACAUCCGACCCCUAAGAACGACCCUCGAAUCGAACCGAGCUAUCGCGGCGCUGCCACCGCCCCUGCGAGCCGCGUCAAACCCGCACCGGACUUUAGUACGGAUUUCUGGAGGAAUAUGAGGGAUCUGCAGAAUAGCAUGGAAGAUUUCAGUCGGCUGCAUGAUGCUGCGAAUGAAUAUAUUACGCCGUACACAAACUUCAGCGAUGAGUCGAUGAGCUCGGGUAUCUUUCUCUGGCUCACUGUGCUCAGCUGUGCGGCUUUUGUGGGGAGUGGGCUGGUGCCUUGGAGGGCCAUUGCUUUGCUGGGAGGAUGGGCUGCGGUGCUCAGUGGACAUCCCCAAGCGCAGAAAGUAUUGCUGUCGACGAGGAAUAUGAAGCAGUUGAAACAGCAUUUGGAGCUGUUGCAGAGGACGUUGAGGAGUUGGGUUGAGCAGGAUAUUGUGAUUCACGAGCCGCCCGAGUUGAGGCAGGUGGAGGUCUUUGAGUUGCAGAAACAUCACACUGAAAGCGACACUUGGGAGCCGUGGCUGUUCAGUCCCUCGCCCUACGAUCCGCUUUCCCCAGCACGAAUUGCGGGCAAUCGGCCGAAAGGCACGCAAUUCUUCGAAGAUGUACAGCCACCAAACGGGUGGGACUACAAAGAGAAGAAAUGGAACCUUGAUCUCUUUACGCGAGAAUGGGUGGAAGAGCGUAUGAUUUCAGGAGUGGAAAUUGAGACUGAGGGCGAGAGAUGGGUCUACGAUAUUCCUCCCGAAGAAGUGGAUCUGCUGGAGCUCCUGGGAAGCCCUGGCAAAGGGAAGAACAAGAGACGAGUCAAGAGUAUUCCUAAGAGUGGAUGGGAAGAAGGCACGGGUCUGGAGCGGCGAGGUGAAUGGAGACGAAGACGCUGGACGAGGCUUGUCACGAAAAAGGUUGCCGAGCCAGCAGAUAAGGCGAAGGACUGAGAAGCGAAGAACGUCCACCCACUGGUACUGACCUCUCUGCCGAGUGCGCGGCCAGUGGGCUGGAGGAGCCAAUUCGACUGGCCCCAAUCGGUCUGCAACCACAUGGAUCGGCAUUAUUCGACAUAUCGGGCCCAUACCUCCGACCGCGCGGCAUCGAAACAGUCAAGUGUCGAAGCUGUCGCGCCUCGCCAGCGAGGUGAGCGCAGUUCUCGUAAUCGUGAUUGCGAAUCUGCUGAAGGAGCCAUUCUCGGCUGGCUAUGAUUCGGCACGAGCAUUCAUCCACGCUUCUGUCGGCCUCAACUGUCAACCAUUACCAGAGAACCUUCUGCUAUCUUGUUCUAUCACCAAGUGUUUCUCAAGAAAGCUUAGCGUCGACCUUAUCAUCGUUCCAGAAGCAACCCCAGACAUUGCCCGCGUUUAGCCUGGCGAGGGCAUGCACGGCCGGCUGCUUUCCGCUUCGUCCGACCACCUCAGCCUGGCCAUUUACAUGCUUGUCGGCACGGCUUUCAUGCCUCACUUGGAGAGUGUGUCGGAGGGGCGAGGGUUGCGUGCUCUCGCAACUGCAAGGUUCUGUCGCUCCAUCCUCAUGUCUGGUGAGCGGCAAACAUACCAUGGGCAGUGUUCGCGAGCGUCGUUGUCGUGAUUCAACGAAUUCACCAGCGAAAAGAUGCACAGACUUGAGAUACGGGAUGAUCUGGAGUUGAAGAGAUACCCUCGGAGUCUCAUAGGACAUACCUCGCUUCACUUCAUAUCUAUUGACGAAACAAACCGAAUCGCCAUCCGUACAGAUCCCUGCAAUGCGCAGCUCCCAAGACUAGCUUGGUGGCCUCUAAGCUCACUUAGCUCUAACACGCUACCUUGGCUUCAGACUUUACUUGAAUGAGUUGGUCAUAUCACACACUUGUUGUUCACGCGGCAUUCUUCUAUCGUUCUAGAAGAGACACCAGCGAUUGUCAGCAACUUUCAUUAGACUGGAUGGUCUCGGGAAUAUCGAGGUUUGUCGGCUGAGAGGAUGGUGUGAUUUUGUAUAAGACCUGUACCGCGUGCGCGUCU
This is a messenger RNA of Cercospora beticola, 2711 nucleotides long. Its product is annotated as PEX28-32 family peroxisomal membrane protein. The record is from RefSeq and is a predicted model, not a curated record. Gene Ontology annotation, biological process: peroxisome organization. Gene Ontology annotation, cellular component: peroxisomal membrane. Lineage: Eukaryota; Fungi; Ascomycota; Dothideomycetes; Mycosphaerellales; Mycosphaerellaceae.